This is a messenger RNA of Funneliformis caledonium, 828 nucleotides long. Lineage: Eukaryota; Fungi; Glomeromycota; Glomeromycetes; Glomerales; Glomeraceae. The record is from the annotation of a GenBank genome assembly.
AUGGUUAUUAUCUUAGAUUCUACCGAAGUAGAAGAAGCUAGGCUUAAGAGGGAAGAAGAAUGGAAGAAAGCUUUUGAAAGAAUAAACGAAAAACCUCCUCCUAUUGAGGAGGAUUAUGAUCCUCGAACAUUAUACGAGAGGUUACAAGAACAAAAAAUGAAAAAGGAGGAAUCGUUUCAAGAGAUGAAUAGAUACAGUAAUUUAAUUCAUAGGCUGGACGAGGAUGAGAUAGAAUUCUUGGCGACGGUAGAGAGUGACGAACGUGUUAAAGAAUUAGAAAAGAUGAAAAAAGAUGAGGCAGAACUCGAAAAUUUUAGGCAAGCUGCAGCUGAAGCUGAUAAGGCUGCAAUUGCAAUUUCAAAACCCAUUGUAUAUGAACCGGCUCCAGCACUGGUAAAAAAUACUCAAAAACAUGAUUCACAACGAAAGAUAUUAGCGAAUGCGGUGAAGAAAACCGCCAAAUCAACGCGCAGUAAACCGUUACCGGUAACAAUCAAGCAAGAAAGAUCAUCACUUGCCACUAAACAUGAACCUCCAUCAUCAACUAAUGAACAAGAAUUAGUAUUAUCGCCUAUUAUUAUAGAACAAUCAUCUCAUACUGUCAAGCGAGAACCACAUGAUUCUGAUGAUAAUGAACAGGCUAGAGAAAUUAAACGAAUUAAAAUUAAAGAAUCAAAUGAUCCAGAGAUUUCGAAAGAAGAAUCAUCAGAAAGAACUUUUGUUGAAGGGAAAGACUCGAUAGAAACGACUAAUAAUAGUAAACCCUUGAACCCUUUGUUAUCUUUACUUGUAUAUAGCGAUGACAGUGACGACGAUGAUACCUCAUGA